Molecule: messenger RNA, 2684 nt
Organism: Daucus carota subsp. sativus
Lineage: Eukaryota; Viridiplantae; Streptophyta; Magnoliopsida; Apiales; Apiaceae
Product: protein KINESIN LIGHT CHAIN-RELATED 3
Exons: 3
Coding region: 284-2485 (733 amino acids)
Molecular function (GO): protein binding
Source: RefSeq, a predicted model, not a curated record
AUUCCACCUCUGUAAUAAAAUCCAUCCUUUUUAUAAAUAUAUACUUAAUUACUUACACAUUACACACACUCACAUUUCACAAUUUUAUAUACUUCAUCUCUUCAAAUUCCCACUGUACCCUCCACUCCUCCAGCUUCUCUUAAAGGGAGGUACAUUUUUUUUAUUUAUUUUCUAAAAGAACUACCAGAAAUUUGGAGCUUCUGGGUCUCUUCUUUCAUGAGUUUUCUCUGAGGAAGUUUUUGUGUGAUUACGCGGAAAUUUUGUUGCCUACUGUAAUAAGAAGAUGCCUGGGGUUGUUACUAGUGAAAUACAGGAAGAAGGGUUAGUAAUUGAACCAAAUGAGAAUGGAAAUUCCACUAUUUUGAAGGAGAAUUCGAUAGCAGAGGAGUCUGUAAAUAGUCCUAAAAGCCCUCGGGUGGGAGGAAAUGGUUAUGCAGUUGAUGAGGUAGUUGACACUUCAAUUGAACAUCUUUAUGAUAAUGUUUGCGAGAUGCAGAGUUCUGAUCAAUCACCAUCGAGGCGGAGUUUUGGAUCUGAUGGUGAGGAGUCUAGAAUUGAUUCUGAGCUCCGGCAUCUUGUUGGAGGGGAGAUGAGAGAAGUGGAAAUAAUGGAAGAAGAAGUAGGUAUGCAAAAGGUAGAAGAUGACGAUUUUCGUAGUGAUUCCGAUUCGAAGAAAGAAAGUUCAUCUGCAGGUAGAAAGGCGAGGAAAUCAAGAGCAAAAUCUGCUUCGUCUUCCAAUUCAAAGAAAGCUUCUCACCUGAAUUUAGAGUCUGAUGCAACAUCAAGUCCCAAGAGCAGAAGCCCCCAAGAAAAACCUCCUCUAGAUAAGCAGAAUAAGGUGCUAGUAAAACCAAGUGGUGGAAGCAGCUCUGGGAAGAAGCAGAAAAAUAUAUCUCUGAGAGGGGUAACAUCUCAAAAUGGAGCUGAUGAUUCAUCGGAUUCGGGUUUAGAAAACCCCGACCUUGGACCUUUUUUGCUUAAGCAAGCUAGGGAUUUGAUGUCUUCUGGUGAUAAUCCUCAGAAAGCUCUUCAGUAUGCUCUACGUGCAGCGAAAUCUUUUGAAAAAUGUGCAAAUGGGAAGCCCACCCUAGAUGUAGUCAUGUGUUUGCAUGUGACCGCUGCAAUAUACUGUAGCUUAGGUCAGUACAGUGAGGCUAUUCCCAUUCUGGAGCAUUCCAUUGAGAUUCCCGUGAUUGAAGAAGGUCAAGAGCAUGCCCUUGCUAAAUUUGCUGGUCACAUGCAACUUGGAGAUACUUAUGCCAUGGUGGGUCAAUUUGAGAGUUCAAUCAUGUGUUAUACGAUGGGUUUGGAAGUUCAGAGACAUGUUAUGGGUGAUACAGAUCCUAGAGUUGGUGAGACUUGCAGGUACUUGGCUGAAGCUCAUGUUCAAGCACUGCAAUUUGAUGAAGCUGAGAAGCUUUGUCAGAUGGCUAUAGAUAUUCACAGAGAUAAUGGUUCACCUGCUUCUAUCGAAGAGGCAGCUGAUAGGAGGCUUAUGGGUCUUAUAUGCGAAACUAAGGGAGACCAUGAAGCUGCUCUUGAGCAUCUGGUUCUAGCUAGCAUGGCAAUGGUGGCCAAUGGGCAAGAAAAGGAGGUUGCAUCUGUUGAUAUAAGUAUUGGAGACACAUACUUAUCUUUGUCUAGAUAUGAUGAGGCCGUUUUUGCUUAUCAGAAGGCACUUACAGCUUUCAAAUCUACCAAAGGAGAGAACCAUCCGACUGUUGCUUCAGUUUUUGUCCGUCUGGCUGACCUGUAUAACAAGACGGGAAAACUAAAGGAUUCAAAAUCCUAUUGUGAGAAUGCUCUUCGAAUUUAUGAGAAGCCCUUACCCGGCACCCCUCCGGAGGAAAUUGCCAGCGGUCUUACUGAUGUUUCUGCUAUAUAUGAGUCAAUGAAUGAGCUUGAUCAGGCUCUAAAGUUACUGAAGAAGGCCUUGAAGAUAUAUAAUGAUGCCCCUGGUCAGCAAAACACAAUUGCAGGUAUUGAAGCUCAGAUGGGAGUCAUCUACUACAUGUUAGGGAACUACUCUGAAUCUUAUACAUCCUUCAAAAGUACCAUUUCAAAGCUUCGAGCUAGUGGAGAGAAAAAAUCAGCCUUUUUCGGGAUUGCCCUUAAUCAAAUGGGUCUCACUUGCGUGCAGCGUUACGCUAUUAAAGAGGCUGCGGAAUUGUUUGAGGAAGCCAGAAAUGUCUUGGAACAAGAAUAUGGACCAUAUCAUCCUGAUACACUUGGGGUGUACAGCAAUCUGGCUGGCACUUAUGACGCUAUAGGAAGGUUGGAUGAUGCAAUUGAAUUAUUGGAAUAUGUUGUUGGGAUGAGGGAGGAAAAGCUUGGAACAGCAAAUCCUGACGUGGAUGAUGAAAAGAAGAGGCUAGCAGAGCUCUUGAAGGAGGCGGGCAGGGCUCGUAACAGAAAAGCCAGAUCAUUAGAAAACCUUCUUGAUGCCAACCCUCAUGCUAUAAAAGGUGAUGGCAUUAAAGUAUGACAAUAAUGUUUUUUUUUUUUUAAUCUUCAUUUUUUCUUCUACCGGAGAUGAUGUAUUAUAUAAACAUAUUUAUUCAAACUAGCAGAUACAACAAGGUACAGGGGUUGGAGUAUCGUUGAUAGGCUGAUUGUAAUAACAUUUGGUGGUGGGGUUUUCUUGUAAUAUUGAUUUCUAUCCUUAUUAUCAAGUAGUUGAUGCA